UUCCACGAUCCAGGGAGUCCGCUCCUUUCUCGCGCGAGAACCGAUAGAAUUUCGCGAUUCCGCGUGGUCCGUUAACGGAUUAACUUAUAAUCGGGAGGCGGAAUGCGGGGCCAAUUACCGAUUCCUUUGGAGGCGCGGGCGCGGUAUCGGCUCGCUCUCCGUCAAAGUAUCGGGAGCGCGCGUAUCUAUGGGGAAUCGGUGGAGUCGGGGCAUUCGAUCGAAUCGAACGGUGCACUCGAAGCGUUUCCACGCCGCGAGGCAAUUAUCCUUUUCGAACGUUUAAGCGAAAACCAGUCGCGAAUACUAAUGCCGCGCGGCACGAAAUCUCGGAGGACAUCGCGAGGAAGAAAACGCGAGAGGAAACGCGGCGAUGGAAAGGGUGGAACUGUGGGGAGAGGGGGAAAGCGAGGGAGAAAGAAAAGGGAAGGAACGGUGGCGGUGUGCGGUGGCUGUUGGGUCUGCGCGCGAGGCUGGGAAGAAGAAGGGGGUUAUACGCGUUAAGCUCGGUUCGCCGUGGUUCCCAUGGAUUCCAGCCGGGUAUCUUCGGCGCGGAUCGACACGCGGACGGAUGAACGGACGGACGGACGGACGGAACGAGAGGCAACCUGCCACCGCCCGCGUAUCUUCCGAUGCAUCGCCUCACCUUUCAAAGGACCUCGACCCGAGAUCCUCGAGCCUGGAUCGCGAACGAAUCGGAAAGGAUUCGAUAUUCGUGCAAAGAUGGAGCGAGCGUUCGUGGCGGAGAGAAGAUAGAGGAGCAUGGAGGGCUGGGAAUGUUGGAGGCGAAGAGGAGCAAGCAGCGCGACCUGCUUAAUGAGCAAUUCCGUGGACGAUUGGGUAAGCGGCAAUGCCGUGGUCUGCAAAGGUAUUCCAGGGAUGACGAAGGAACAGCGCGAGCUAUGCCACAGAAAUCCGGACGUGACGGUGGCCGCGAUCAAAGGUCUGCAAAUGGCGAUAUCCGAGUGUCAGCAUCAAUUCAUGUGGCACAGGUGGAAUUGUUCAUCCUUGACGCCUAGCAGCAGGACGCAGCAGAGCAGCGUCCUCCUUCAGAGAGGUUACAGGGAGACUGCGUUCGCGUUCGCGAUUUCCGCAGCCGGGGUGGCGCACAGCGUGGCCCGGGCGUGCAGCAUGGGACGGUUGCUCUCCUGCGGAUGCGACCCGUCGAGUUACAAGGGUAAGCCGCCUGCCAAGGCCAGGGGCACGCAAUGGAAGUGGGGCGGGUGCUCGCACAAUCUCGACUACGGCAUGGAGUUCUCGAGACAGUUCCUAGAUACGCGCGAGAGGGCCGGGGAUAUACAGUCGACGGUCAAUCUUCACAACAAUCAAGCUGGCCGCUUGGCGGUGGCGAGCAAUAUGCAAGUGCGAUGCAAGUGCCACGGUAUGUCGGGUUCCUGCGAGCUCAAGACUUGCUGGAAAGUGGCGCCGGAUUUCCGAAUAGUCGGGAAAACGCUAAAGGAUCGAUUUCGUAACGCUGUGCUGGUGGCGCAAAGCAAUCUGGGCAGCGUGACCCCGUUGACCAGAGUGAGAGGAUCUCGGAGGAGGAGGCCGGAUCGGCAGAGGCAGAGGAAACAUCGCGGUGGAUCGGGCGGGAACGGGCGUAAGAGGAGGCCUCGGGAUCUCGCCAAGCAACUAUUCUAUUACCAAAAAUCGCCAAAUUUUUGCGAGAGAGAUCCGAGCGCGGACAUCCCUGGAACGGCGGGGCGUAGAUGCAACAAGACAAGCUCGGGUGGGGACGGGUGCGGCAACCUGUGUUGCGGAAGAGGUUACAACGUGGUGAGACAACGACGGGUCGAGAGGUGCAAAUGCAAGUUUCAUUGGUGUUGCAUCGUCCAAUGUCAGAACUGCACUGUGGAAGAGUGGAUCACUGUUUGCAAGUGAAAGGGAAUGCCGGAAGGAUAUUGGGGGGGGGGAAGGGAAGGGAAGGAUCUUUUAUUUUCGCGUGUAUCGAUGAAUCGAAACGAACGCGAUAAAUGACGAAUUGAUCCCAGCGAACAUGAGCAGAAUCGCGUGUAAAUAACAAUUGAUACACGGAUUAAAUCGGAUCAAGGUACGAACGGUAUUUCCGAGUUCAAUCUGAUUACCACUUCGAGUCGUCGUUAUCGAAGUCUCAUCGUCAAGAAUCGUUACAUUAGUAAUCAAUAGUAAAAGGAUGGUUGGAUGGAUGGAUGGAUGGAUGGAUGGAUGGAUGGUUGGAUGGAUGGAUGGAUAUAACGAGUAUCGAAGGGAACGAAUCGAAAUCGAAACGGAUUGACGCUUAACGCGAAUGAGUCAGAGAUCUGUUAAGACGGAAACGUAGCGAGUCGAACGUAUUGGAAGCGUGAGUCAAACGGCACUCGCGAAAACGGCCUCGAUACGAAGAUUAGCCGUGAGAGAUCGAGUCGACACCGAUUCGGUCAUCGUAUUUCUAUUCACGCUUAGCACGCAUUAUCGGGACACGUAACGCUCGUGUAACACUAGCGAUCGCGCGCACGAGCAUGUAACACGGCUGAAAAAGACAAUGUAAUUGUUCUUAAAUCGCGCGACUAAUUGUAACUAAUUUAAUUGGUAGAUUAAGCGGGCCAAUAAUUUAUUUAUAACGUUGCCUCUAUUUAAUUAGUAGAUAUAUAAUUUGAAUAUUCACAGCAAGUGUAACACCUCCGUCACAGUAUUAUUAGAGGAAGCAAUGUGCGUGUGUAUAGAGAUAUUUCGGGAUGGAUGCGAUUGUAUACAAUUUAAUAAUGCGCGUACAAUAAAGAGUUCCUUUGAUCGAUUAUAAUCGCAAACC
Molecule: messenger RNA, 2764 nt
Organism: Apis dorsata (giant honeybee)
Lineage: Eukaryota; Metazoa; Arthropoda; Insecta; Hymenoptera; Apidae
Gene: Wnt10
Product: protein wingless-like
Exons: 5
Coding region: 760-1878 (372 amino acids)
Biological process (GO): multicellular organism development; cell fate commitment; neuron differentiation
Cellular component (GO): extracellular region
Molecular function (GO): cytokine activity; frizzled binding
Source: RefSeq, a predicted model, not a curated record